Indicator indicator is the source of this 2353-nucleotide messenger RNA. It is a transcript of the gene PDE8A, whose product is annotated as phosphodiesterase 8A. NCBI's taxonomy places the organism in Eukaryota, Metazoa, Chordata, Aves, Piciformes, Indicatoridae. The record is from RefSeq and is a predicted model, not a curated record. The transcript is spliced from 21 exons. Gene Ontology annotation, molecular function: 3',5'-cyclic-AMP phosphodiesterase activity. Gene Ontology annotation, biological process: positive regulation of ERK1 and ERK2 cascade; regulation of DNA-templated transcription; signal transduction. Bases 13 to 2289 code for a protein of 758 amino acids.
CAGUUUGGCCCUAUGAGACUUCAUCAAAAUCAACUUCAGGUACUUUUAGUGUUUGCCAAAGAAGAUAACCAGAGUAACGGGUUCUGCUGGGCGUGCGAGAAAGCUGGAUUUCGAUGUAAUAUUGCCCGGACACCCGAGUCUGCACUAGAAUGUUUUCUUGAUAAACACCAUGACAUUAUCAUUAUUGACCAUAGACAUUCCAGAUACUUUGAUGCAGAAGCAUUAUGCAGGUCUAUCAGAACAACAAAACCCUCUGAAAAUACAGUAAUUAUUGGUGUAGUAAGAAGGCAUGCUGAUCGUGAAGAGUCAUCAAUAUUGCCCCUCAUCUCUGCUGGCUUCACACGGAGAUAUGUAGAAAAUUCUAAUAUAAUGGCCUGUUACAAUGAGUUGAUUCAGCUGGAAUUUGGAGAGGUGCAGGCACAGUUCAAACUAAGAGCAUGUAAUUCAUUAUUUACAGCAUUAGAGAAAAGUCAAGAAGCCAUUGAGAUCACAAGUGAAGACCAUGUAAUACAGUAUGUCAAUCCUGCUUUUGAAACAAUGAUGGGCUAUCAAAUAGGUGAACUAAUAGGAAAGGAAUUAACAGAAGUGCCUAUAAAUGAAAAAAAAGCUGAUUUCCUAGAUACUAUCAAUUCCUGCAUAAAGAUAGGAAAGGAAUGGCAAGGAAUGUACUAUGCGAAAAAGAAAAAUGGAGAUAGUGUACAACAAAAUGUGAAGAUACUACCUGUUGUUGGACAGGGAGGAAAGAUUAGACACUAUGUGUCAAUUAGUAGAGUGUGCAAUGACAACAAUAAGGUGGAGAAGACAUGUGAACGUGUUCAGGCUGAAUCUCAGACAGAUAUUCAGACUUGCAGACACAAAGACAGGAGGAAAGGAUCACUAGAUGUCAGAUCCACAACCUCCCGAGGGAGUGAUGGCAGUUCACAACGGCGACACUCUUCUAUGGCCAGGAUACAUUCCAUGACUAUUGAAGCACCCAUCACCAAGGUAAUAAACAUCAUCAAUGCUGCACAAGAAAGCAGUCCCAUGCCAGUCGCAGAAGCUUUAGACCGGGUUUUGGAGAUUUUAAGAACCACUGAACUGUACUCUCCACAACUGGGGACAAAAGAUGAAGAUCCACAUACAAGUGACCUCGUUGGAGGGUUAAUGACAGAUGGGUUACGAAGAUUAUCAGGGAACGAAUACAUACUGUCAGCAAAACAAACUCAUCAGGUCGCUGGCAGUUUGAUCUCUCCAAUAUCCCUCAAUGACAUACCCCCACAGAUAACACAGGCAAUGGAAAAUGAAGAACACUGGGAUUUUGAUAUCUUUGAACUAGAGGCUGCCACCCAUAAAAGGCCGUUGGUUUAUCUGGGUCUCAAAAUAUUUGCUCGCUUUGGAAUCUGUGAAUUCCUAAACUGUUCAGAACCAACUCUGAGGUCAUGGUUACAAGUUAUUGAAGCUAACUACCAUGCCUCCAACUCCUACCAUAAUUCUACUCAUUCAGCAGAUGUACUACAUGCCACUGCUUAUUUCUUGUCUAAGGAAAGAGUAAAGCAAACUUUAGAUCCGAUUGAUGAAGUUGCUGCACUCAUUGCUGCCACAGUCCAUGAUGUGGAUCACCCAGGAAGAACAAAUUCUUUCCUGUGCAAUGCUGGCAGUGAGCUAGCAAUUCUCUACAAUGACACUGCAGUGCUGGAGAGCCAUCAUGCUGCCCUAGCUUUCCAGCUCACCACCCGGGAUGACAAAUGUAAUAUAUUUAAAAACAUGGAGAGGAAUGAGUAUCGAACCCUUCGCCAGGCCAUUAUUGACAUGGUCUUAGCAACAGAAAUGACAAAGCACUUUGAGCAUGUCAACAAGUUUGUCAACAGCAUUAAUAAACCCUUGGCAGCACUAGAAGAAAAUGGGGUAAGUGACACUACAAAUCCUUCAAUCAAAACUGUUCUCACGUCUCCUGAGAACCGUAUCCUUAUCAAGCGCAUGCUGAUAAAGUGUGCUGACAUUUCCAACCCCUGCAGACCCAUAGAGCAGUGUAUAGAGUGGGCUGGACGCAUCUCUGAGGAGUACUUUGCACAGACUGAUGAAGAAAAGAGGCAAGGUUUACCUGUCGUGAUGCCAGUUUUUGACAGAAAUACUUGCAGCAUCCCCAAAUCCCAAAUAUCAUUCAUUGACUACUUCAUUACUGAUAUGUUUGAUGCCUGGGAUGCAUUUGCAGACCUGCCAAAUUUGAUGCAGAAUCUGGAUAAUAACUUUAAAUACUGGAAAGGACUAGAUGAAAGAAAGCUGCGGAGCCUUCGACCACCACCAGAAUAGCAAUUAGGCCAUGGUGUGUAAUUUACUAACCAGAUGCAUAUUUAUUCAAGCUCACUUCUAUUCA